Theobroma cacao (cacao) is the source of this 1272-nucleotide messenger RNA. RefSeq names its product putative methylesterase 6. Gene Ontology annotation, molecular function: methyl jasmonate esterase activity; methyl salicylate esterase activity; methyl indole-3-acetate esterase activity. Lineage: Eukaryota; Viridiplantae; Streptophyta; Magnoliopsida; Malvales; Malvaceae. The record is from RefSeq and is a predicted model, not a curated record. Gene Ontology annotation, biological process: salicylic acid metabolic process; jasmonic acid metabolic process.
UGAAAGUCAAAUUUGUCAUCUAUCUACAAAUGCCCGUCACUGAGUAAACAGUCAAAUGUUUGGCAGCCUCCUCCCAAGGAUCUUUCCAAGCUUUGAACAAGAAACCGGGCCAGUUUGGGAACAAUAAUCAGUAGCUGCAUAAGAUUUCCUUCAUGAAAUUUCUUGCUUAGAACACCAUACUUCUCAGCUUUCAGUGACACUCACAAUUUGUCAUUGUACAGCGGGCCAGACUAACUUCAUGUAAAGGAAUCAGAGCAACAAUAUUGCCCCCAACAAAAUAAUGGCAGAGAACAAGAACCAGAAGCAUUUUAUUCUUGUACAUGGGCUAUGCCAUGGGGCUUGGUGCUGGUAUAAGCUCAAAUCCCUGUUGGAAUCUACCGGUCACAGGGUCACGGUGCUUGACCUCAUAGCAUCAGGCAUCAACAUGAAGGCAAUCCAAAAUGUUCAAACAUUUCACGAGUACACCAAACCGCUGUUAGAGAUUUUGGCCUCUCUUCCUCCUGAUGAAAAGGUCAUUGUCGUGGGGCACAGUCUAGGAGGCAUGAAUUUAGCCCUGGCCAUGGAUGAGUUCCCAAACAAGAUUUCAGUUGGUGUUUUCUUGACAGCUUUCAUGCCAGAUACCCUACACCAGCCAUCAUAUGUUUUAGAAAAGUAUUUGGGAGGUGUCACGGAAGAACUAUUGCAGGAUGCUCAGCUUGUUAACAUUGGCAGCCCCCAAAUUCCUUUCACGAUAACUUUUAUGGGCCCCAAAUUCUUAUCAUCCAAGCUCUAUCAUCUAUCCCCCGUUGAGGACUUGGAACUUGCAAAGGCAUUGAUCAGGCCGGGAUCAUUGUUUACGGAAGACCUGUCCAAGGCAAAGAAUUUUUCGGAUGAAGGGUUUGGAACCGUAACACGAGUUUAUGUUGUUUGCAACGAGGAUAACGUAAUGGUUGAGGAAUUCCAACGCUGGACGAUUCAAAACAAUCCGCCUAAAGAUGUGUUGGAGAUUAAGAGCGCAGAUCAUAUGCCAAUGUUCUCCAAGACGCAAGAAGUUUGUGAUUGUCUCUUGGAAAUAGCAAAUAAAUAUGCUCAAGGAAACUGAUUGUUUUCGUAUAAGCUUUUAGUUUAUGAGUUUUAAGUUGAUACGGAAUGAAACCAAGAUGGGUUCUAAGCUUGUUUCAGCACAGCUCCAUCAAUGGGCGAAUAUUGAACUAGUUAAAUUAAUAAAUUGUGAUAAAUUUAAAUACAAUGGAUGCUUCGGAGAUAAUGUAAAUCUGAAUCUGGCCUUUGUAA